This is a messenger RNA of Oncorhynchus nerka (sockeye salmon), 1855 nucleotides long. Its product is annotated as dynein axonemal heavy chain 6-like. Lineage: Eukaryota; Metazoa; Chordata; Actinopteri; Salmoniformes; Salmonidae. The record is from RefSeq and is a predicted model, not a curated record. The transcript is spliced from 6 exons. Bases 1049 to 1855 code for a protein of 268 amino acids.
CAAACUUACGAUCAGUUUCCACUUCUGACAAGAGAACCGGCAAUAACAAGUGUAGCUAAUGUUCUGUAGUUUCUCUACUAAUGUCUAUGUUGAAGUGCCAUUGAUAGCUAUUAUCCACUCAGACCCAGAGAAGCAGACUAUCUGAGGCCACCAUGUCUUCGUUCUCCCAGAAGGGGUCCCCUCGCUGCCAGGCUGGCCCAGGGAGAGAGGAGGUGGCUGGGGCCCAGCAGCAGAGGAUGACCCUCCCAUUCACCAUGUCCCCGGGCCACGUAGACCCAGAGGCACUGAGAGCCAGGCUGAUCUCUGUAGCCCCGAGCCAGGCACAACGCAACCCUGAUGCCCUGGUCUUCACACACACCACCAAGGCCCAGGAACGCAGGAGGGCAGGGCAGAGACCCAUACCGCUGGAGAUACUGCCGGUCCUGAAGAAGUACCAGGACCACAAGCAGCCAGAGUUCAUCCACAGGCAGAACCGGGAGAGGCUGCUCCAGUCGGGCUGGAAGCCUCCGUCGCCCUCCCUUGCUGGGGUAGAGUGGAUGGACAAGGCCCCUGACAGACAGAGCGCCACCCUUCACCUCCCUGAGCUGCCUGACCACGUCAAGGAGAAACAGGUGGAAGACUGAGAAGGGCUCUGCUGGACGGACAGACGUCAUGCAGAUUUGACAUGGUUUCAUUUGAAAUCAAGAUUGUCUUAACCAUGAUUUCACUAGUGAUAUACAGCCAUGUUCUGAAAUAAAUGAUUGAUUGUAGACGGUGGGAGGCAGAUUCUGAGCUGUGCUCUGUUGGUCAGUAGCCCUCCCUAUAGCCCCCUCGCUCUCUGAUGACUCUGAAGCUCUCUGAAGCUGAGAGGUAUCACAGUGGACUGAUACGGGUCAGACAACUGUUCAACUCAUCGAAGAAACCAGUCCACAAUCAAUAUCUGUCUCUUUUGUUGUCAAGAGAUGUAGUACAAUGUCCCCUUUCAGCUGUUCAUAAUGCUUUUCAAAGUCAAAUAAAUAAAAAUAUAAAAGCCUGACUGACUGUCACUGCUUCCUCCCUCCAGGCUCAGAUGACCCAGAGUACCCUGUGUUCCCCCUCUCCCCCCAAGCGCCCUCGCUCCUCCAAGUCCGCAAAGCCCUCCCCCACCGGAGCCUUCCUCCACUCCCCCUCCCCUCUCCCAGCCAGUCACCCCGUCAUCUUCAGCUCUGCAGAGGAUGUGAUCCGUGCCAAAAUACGCUCCCCGCCGGACAUCGUCAGAAUCAUCCGGAACAACCCUCACCUGGGCUUCCUGUACAUGACCUCUGCCGCACCCAAGAGCUCCAUCAAAUAUGAUGCUUAUAACCUCAAGAUAGUGGCGUAUGAGAACAUCAACAAGCAGGACUACUCUACCAUCAGCCAGCAGGGUGUGACCUGCAUCUCUGACGCGGAGAUGGACUUCCUGCCGUUAGAGCGCUGGGAGCAUGAGUACCGGUGCCACCGUCGCCUCCUGGCCAUCCCGGCCUUCGCCCUCUUCAGGAGGUGGAAGGCCUUCAGAGUGUGGCGGACCAACGUCCGCUCAAAGAAGAUCAACACGUGCAAGAAGUCCCUGCAGGAGCGCCUGUUCAUCGUCAAUGAGUCUCUGCGUCCGGCGUUGCUGAACAUCAGAGAGAUGUGCUACAGGAUCAGUGACAUGGGGCUUUGUCACAUCCUGAAAGAUCACACAUACACUCUGGAGGAGUUCCAGGAGGCUCAGUACAACCAGCUGGAGGAGGUAUCUUCUCGUCUGGAAGAGUUCAGGGAGCUGGUAAAGGAGGUGGCCAGGAGCGCCUGUCACACGGCCAUGUUGGAGGCAGGAUACACACCUGACUAUAACUACAACACAGGUACACACACCUGA